AUGCCAGACAGCAGUUCCAGAAGCCAAGUAGCGAUAACCAAGCACAAGAUGCUCCAACGCACUCGAAGCCUUUGGUCUGCGGCCUCUCUCCUUCUCCCCUGCAUCUUCCAGCACAUUGCCAGCAGCUCUCUGCCGAAUGAAACCGCCAUCUCCUCCCAACAACUUCCGGGAAUCUUGAACGCUUCUUCGUUCCAACUCCCAAGUUUAUCGUCCAUAUUCCCUUCCAGCAACUCUUCUAAUAAAGUUUUGGACGGCUCCAAGGCAUCGGCCCCACCAGCUCCAAUAACCCCGUUGAGCCCAGAUGCGGUAGCGAAGCAGUCCGACUUCGAUCGCAAAAACAUCCCAGGUCGUCCCGUGCACACGGCAGGUGCGGGCGCGUAUGGGACAUUCACGGUGACCACGAAUUUCGCCCAGAGCCAAACUAUCAUGGACCUGUUUUCUAACGUGGGUCAAAGCACCCCAGUCACAGUCAGAUUUUCGAACGCUCUCGGGGAAAAAGGAUCGUUUGAUACCGCGCGUAACGUCCGGGGAUUUGCGAUGAAGUUUCAGACUAAGCAAGGAGCUUGGGAUUUAAUUUCCAACAAUGCUCCAGUUUUUUUCAUUCGUGACCCAGCUAAGUUCCCGCCCCUGAUCCAAAGUCAAAGUCGGGAUCCUUCGAACAACUUGGCCAAUGCGGAUCCUGCGUUUAACUACUUUCCAAACAAUCCAGAAACCAUGAACAUGUUUCUCCGAAUCUUUUCGAGCGCAGGAGUUUCCAGAGGAUGGAUUCACACUAAUGCUUGGAGUAUAAAUACUUAUCGAUGGUAUAAAAGUGACGGUACAUGGUCUUAUGUCAGGAUAAACUUCGAAACGAAGCAGGGUGUAUUAAAUUUCACGGCGGCAGAGCAAGCGCAAAUAACGGAUCCCAGCUAUUCAGCCAGAGAGCUCUAUAAUUCAAUCCAAUCCGGCCAGUUCCCUCGAUGGACUAUGUAUGCUCAAGUCUUGUCGCCCACAGAUGCCGAGAACUUCAGAUAUAAUGUGCUUGAUCCUACUAAGGAAUGGCCUACUUCGCUUGUCGUUCCUCAAGAGAUAGGUGUUUUGGAACUCAACAAGAACCCAGCAAAUUAUUUCACCGAAGUAGAAAAGCUUGCGUUUUCACCUGCUAAUGUAGUACCAGGUUGGGCAGCAAGUCAGGACCCAGUUUUGCAGAUGAGAUUAUUUGCCUACAGUGACAGCUCUCGUUAUCGAUUGGGUACAAGCAGUCCCACAAGAAUGAUGAAGAGGUUUUUGCCGAACCCUCCAGUGCUCAAUACACCAGGUCAAAUUCUCAAAAACUCGGCGAAAAUUCUCACCAAUUCAGCCCAAAGUCAGAACACGUCAACAAACACUGCUCCUCAGUAUGACUCCGAGCAUAGCUUAUGGAUCAACCAAGCGCUCCAAUCAAUGAACCAGGUCUCGGAAAUAGAUUUCGAGCAACCAGGUUUCUUUUAUGGCAAUCUGACUCGAGACCAAAGAUCUGAGCUCAUCCAAAAUAUUGCCGGCGGUUUGAGCGUGGUUUCUUCGCCGGAUAUCCAAGCCAAUCUAAUUAGUUGGCUGGCCAAAGCUAGUCCUGAAUUAUCCAAACAAGUGUCUUCAAAGCUGAAAAGUAUGACUGGAUGA
Puccinia triticina is the source of this 1638-nucleotide messenger RNA. RefSeq lists its product as uncharacterized. The record is from RefSeq and is a predicted model, not a curated record. The transcript has 19 exons. Gene Ontology annotation, cellular component: mitochondrion; peroxisome; cytoplasm. NCBI's taxonomy places the organism in Eukaryota, Fungi, Basidiomycota, Pucciniomycetes, Pucciniales, Pucciniaceae. Gene Ontology annotation, molecular function: heme binding; catalase activity. Gene Ontology annotation, biological process: response to hydrogen peroxide; hydrogen peroxide catabolic process. The coding region runs from base 1 to 1638 and encodes 545 amino acids.